AUGGAUGAUGAUAGUAGUAAUAAUAACAUGAUUAGUGGUGAGAAGAAAAGAGGAAAAGAUAAUAAAGGAAGAAGAUUUUCAAAGAGAACAAACGAAUUGGACAUUUUACAGCAAUUAAAUGACGCGAGCGAAUUACUUUAUCUUCAACUGCCUGAAAAUGUUAAGGCAAUAUUGGAUAAACUUAAAUUAUUGCAACGAAAUGAAAAAUCUUAUGUUUUCGAUCAAAAAUUAGAAAAUGGUGAAUGGCAGAAUCAAUUUAUAACUUUGGAAGCUGCUUUACUUUCAAUUUUAAUAUUAGCUCCACCCUUAUUGCUUGUUAACCCACCCAAUUUUUCAAGACCUGCUUCAAUUUUACAAAAUGACGACAACAUUAAUAAUACCAAAGAAGAACAAGAUGACGAUAAUCAACAUCUAAACCCAAAUACUACAACUGAUAUUAGCAACUCUAUGGAUGAAUAUUCCAAUAAGGGUACCAACAAUAAUGGUAGAUCUAGAUAUGGCGGUGGUAGUCAAUAUGCAAAACGUCAAAGUCAUUCGUCAUCCAGAACUUCAAAUUCAUCAUUUGUUUCAGCCCAAUCAAUAAAUCCUACAAAAAGUUCUUCUCUAAUAAAGCUUAUAGAUGCCUCGUCACUUUUAACAAAUACAAUUAGAACUUUAUUAUCAAAACAUAGUCAAACUUUGAUAAGUGCAUUUGAUGAUUCGGCAACUUUGGAUGCUUAUAACGAGUUGAAUGUCAAAGUUAAUGAAGAAUCUGAUCAUGUAUUAAAACAAAUUAGAAUUAUCACUGCUCAAGGAAAAAUGGUUUAUGAAGAGUUGGUUUCUCAUACAAGCCUUUUGGUUGAAUCGUUAACUUCUUUUGUAAAUUUUGUUCUGUUACAUCUUCCAAUUAUAUAUGAAGAACCAAUAGAACUUAAUAUAAACAAUAUCGAGGAACAAUCACCAUCAUCAUCCUUAAUCGAAGUUCGUAAGAAAGUCAUGAAUAGUCUAUCAUCAUUAAAAAGACGUUCUACAAUUCCGAUAAAAUCUGUGUUUACCACUUCAGAUAGAUCAUCAUAUCAUUACGAAAAUGGUGAAGAAAAUAGUAGGAAUUAUAAAGGUGGUGAUAGGAAUGCAAGAAAAGAUAACCAAAAAUAUGUCCGUAAUAGUAGAAGUAAUAGUACGGCAACUUCUAUUUCCGAAUUUGGACAAUCAUCUUUUCCACCUGUACACUCUUUCUCAAACAAUAUUCCAAAAUCUGGUGGUUUUAGAUCGAGAGCUGGCAGUAUAGGUUCAAAUAAAUCUAACGCAACUUCUAAUUUUUCAAUUUCGUCUGCUGUUACAAUGCCUGCUGCAUUGUAUUCAACUACAACAGCUAGAUCAAAAAAACUCGUAUUUACUGGAAAUAAUCAUAGUCAGAAUAUUCUUCUUCAUCGUUAUCACAAUCUUCAUCAUCACAACCCGAUACCAAAUCAACCAAUUUCACCAUUAUCAGGCUCUUACGAAUUAUUUUCAACCAACACCAGCAUCAACAACGAUCGUAAUAAUCAUUUACAUAAUGCCUCUACUUUACCGCCACCGUUAACAUUAGUAACUACAAACUUGCUUAAUAUACACGAAGAUGAACCAUCAUUGUUAUCGCCAUCUUUAUCAAAUAAUGUUAACGGUCAUCUUAAACACCAAAAUUCUUCAAAAUUUAAAGAACAUUUUUUGGAAGAUACAAAUUUACCCAGAAUGCCUGUUAAUUUAUUAUCAGGGAUCAUAGAAAAAGACGUUAACGCUUUAAAUAAUCUUCUCCAAGUAAUCGUCUUAUACCAUCAGAUACAAAAUACUUCAAACUACGCCAAUAACACCAAUAACAAUUCAUCACCAAGACCAAGACGUUCUUCACAUAGUAAUAUAAAAUCUUAUUUCAUGAAACAUAUUUAUUCAUCCGGAAUCUCUCCCUCAUCUAAUAAUUCCUCUUCAAAAACAUUAAAAACAUCAAAAUAUGAUUCAUUAAAUUAUUGGCCUGUGACAGAAAAUCCGAUGGUAUUCGAUUCACCUUCUUCCCCAUCUAUACCAAAUUUUAAUAUCAAUAAUAGUAGUGGUAAUGGUAACAAUAAUAGUUCUUCAAGUAAUAAGUUCUCGGGUCGUUCAUUAUUUAAAGGUUCUGUUUUAAAUGGUGUUAUAAGUGGUAUUAGCGGUAACAAUAAUACUGGGGGUAAUAGCAAUCAUAAUGGCGGUAAAAAUGCUAAAACUAAAAGAUCUAAACUUAAUAAAAUGAAUAAUGAACCAUCCAAACCUUUGCCUGAAUCAUUAAAAACUAAAGAAAUUUACGAAUUGUCACAAGAUGGAUUGGUUAUUGAGUUGGUAGAUGGAAGUCCUCGAGUUCUUGCAGGUACCCUUGAGAAAAUGUUAUUAAGAUUGGCUGAUGAAUAUGAACAAGAUAACGAAUUUAUUGAUUGUUUUGUUUUAAGCCAUGUGUUUUUUAUCACUUCAGAAGAUUUUCUUGAGAGUAUGAUAGCUCGAUUUAUCACAGAAAAUAAAAACCCAUUAAUUCAAAAAAAAGUUUUGAUUGUAUUUGAACGAUGGGUAGCAAUCCAACCACAGGAUUUUCUUAUUGACUAUAAAUUAUACGAGCGAUUAAUGAAUUUUUUAAAAGAUAAUGUGAUGAAGACAAUAACUACUACUUCAAUUACUUCAACUACCACCACAACAAAUAAUAUUAGUUGUGGAUUUCAUGAAGAAAUUGAAUAUAUUCAAAGUGCUUUAGAAAUGGAAAAAUCACGACAAGUUCAAAGAAAUCUUUUUUCAAAACGUUAUUCUAAUCUAUCAAUGUCAUCAUCAUUUAAUCCACAAUCAUCAUCUCUGAUGCUACAACAACAACAGCAGCAGCAGCAAUCAGAACCUUCUUCUUCUUUAUCAUCGUCCUUAUUAUCAACGUCCUCAUUAUCAACGUCCUCAUCAUUAACAUCAUCAACGUCUACUACUACAAUACCAUCAUCACCUUUAACAAAAAAAUCAUCAAAUUGUUCAAUUCCAAUCCCACUGCAGAUUCCAACAUUGAAUGAUUCCUCACCAUUAUUAGAAUUUGAACCUAAAUCUAUAGCAAAAUAUUUAACAUUGAUGGAUUAUUGUGCUUUGAAAUCUAUUACAUUCUUUGAUUUCAUUACUAUUUGGUGGAAAAAACGUCAAACGUUUGAAAGUGGCGGUAGUAGUAGCAAUUCGUGUACUAGUGACAAUUCGAGUGUUGAUAACAAUGGUGGUGUAAAUUUAAAAACAUAUGAAAGUCAAUUGGAUGCUUUUACGAGAAGAUCUAACAUGUAUUGUAGAGAAUGGAGCAAUUUUCAUACAGCAAUGUUUAUAGCGCUAGCAUUAAAUUCACGACCAGUUCGCCGACUAGAGAAAACAUGGGAAUCAUUGUCAAAUCAGGAUAUUUUGAAUUUACAAAAUAUCGAAGAAUUAAUUGAUACAUCUGGAAAUAUGAAAAAUUAUCGAAAAGCUUUAACAAAUGCCAACAAUAAUAGGUCUCCUGUUGUGCCAUUUUUCGCCACAUUUUUAAAAGAUUUAACAUUUAUUAUGGAAGGUAAUCCCACCUAUUUACCACUUGGUCAUCAACGAGAAGUAAAAUUACGAAAUCCAUCAAAUUUAUCAACGCCAACGAAAGAGCAUCAAUCAGAAACCCAAGAACUCAAGUUAUCUUCUUCAAAUGCGUCAUUAAAUACCGUAUCAUCAUCAACAACAACACAGUUAAUAAAUUUUGAAAAAUUUAGAUUACUGGUAAAGAAUGUUUAUAAAAUAAUAAAUUCUACAUUGGAAAUUUAUUCUUUUUCAAAUCAAUUAUCACAUCAUAUAGGUGAAGUGAUAGAAAGGCGUAUGUAUGCUGUUGCUGGUUCAAUAUUUAGUGCUAUACCACCUUGUAUGACUUAUUUUCGUGUAAUAAAUCAAAGUUCAAUAGAUAAAAUACAAAAAAUUAUUCAAGAUAUAGUUGAUGAGCAAUGUAAAAAAAAGAAUUGGUCAAAUAUGAAAAUCAAAAAACAUUCAAUUCUUCCUGAUGUUUUAUGUGUUCCAGUUAGAGGGCCUUUUGAUAAUAUCAAACCUUUUAAAAAAGAAGUUAUUGUUGAUGUUCAUACUGGUGUUUCAAUUCUUCGUGGUGCUGAUGUUUUUGCACCAGGAGUUUUAGCAGCUCAGAAUGUGGAAGCUAAUGAAGAUGUUGCUAUAAUGGUUGAUUUAGAUGGUAAAUGCUUAAGAGGAUAUUUAAAAAAUUUUACUGGUAGAAAAUUAUUUGUUGGAAAUGGAAAGAUGAUUUUGAGUCGGGAUCAAAUAUUUCAAACUGAUCCAUCAUUGGUAUCAGGAAUAGGUGUACUAAUGACACAACCAAUCUAUUGUACACCAUCAUUAUCAAAUUUAAAAUCCUUAAUUUUUCUACAAAAUCUACCAAGUAUUUUAACUGGACAUUUAUUAAAUCUAAAACCAAAUCAACGUGUAUUAGAUAUGUGUGCAUCACCAGGUGGCAAAACAACUCAUAUAGCAAAUCUUUUCUCCAACAACUAUGGUAAUAAUGAUAAUCAAAAAGAAGAACAAAGGGAUGCUUUAAUUAUAGCAAUUGAUAGGUCAGAAAAAAAAUUAGAAAAAAUUAGAAAAAAUUGUAAAGAUUGUAAAGUCAAAGAAAAUCUUGUAAAGUGUUUUUGCUUAGAUGGCACAAAAGCAGUACUUUGUCAACAAAAAGAUAUUGAUGAAUUUAGUUUUGAAAAGUUGUUGAUGAUGGAGUUGAUAGAUACACAACCUGCUUAUCAAAAAAAAUUAUUUGAAUCAGCUUUUUCACUCUUAAAACCUGGUGGAACAUUAAUAUAUUCAACUUGCACGAUAAAUCCAUCUGAAAAUGAAAAAAUUGUAUCAUGGGCAUUACAAACCUUUAAAGGAAAUUUAAUUUUAUUAGAACCUGAAAUAAAAUUGGGUAAACCAGGCCUUUUGAAUGCUGGUUUAAGUGAUGAGCAAAGAAUGAUGGUACAAAGAUUUGAUCCUAGUACAAGUAUGAAGAUGAAUGAAGAAGAUGAUUGUAAUGAUAUUGGUGGAAAAACUAUUGUUGCAAAACCAUGUGCAGACCAUCUGAUCUUACAAUUUUUAUCUACCAAAAAAAUAUAUCCUCUUGAUAUAUUAUUUAUCUCCAAUGCUUCAAAUAAUGAUUGA
This is a messenger RNA of Entrophospora candida, 5148 nucleotides long. The record is from the annotation of a GenBank genome assembly. NCBI's taxonomy places the organism in Eukaryota, Fungi, Glomeromycota, Glomeromycetes, Entrophosporales, Entrophosporaceae.